Rhipicephalus sanguineus (brown dog tick) is the source of this 4136-nucleotide messenger RNA. Its product is annotated as QRFP-like peptide receptor. The transcript has 6 exons. Gene Ontology annotation, cellular component: membrane. The coding region runs from base 208 to 1392 and encodes 394 amino acids. Gene Ontology annotation, molecular function: neuropeptide Y receptor activity. The record is from RefSeq and is a predicted model, not a curated record. NCBI's taxonomy places the organism in Eukaryota, Metazoa, Arthropoda, Arachnida, Ixodida, Ixodidae. Gene Ontology annotation, biological process: G protein-coupled receptor signaling pathway.
UCGUCUGCUAGCGGCAAAAGCGCGCCGGACUUUGGACCGUGUCGUCGAUGGCGUCGGUGGCAGCGCACUAAACGUCGUCCUCAGGUUGGACUUGACGCGCGGACACUACGCCCCGAGGGCAUCGGGAGUGACGUCAUCUGUGGGGGUCCACCACCUUACCCUUCCUUUUCAGCUCCGAGGAGCAGAAAGAAAAGAAAAAAAAAAGCCAUGGAGGAGACCAACUCGAGCGAGGAGCUCCCUUUGUUUCCCGAGGAAGGCAUGCCCGAGGACUACGACUACGAGGAGUCGGCGUGGCGCUUCGACCUGGCCGACCUGGUGCCCACGGCGGCCGUGUACGGGGCCACCCUCCUGCUGGGACUGGUGGGCAACCUGCUCAUCGUGUACACGGUGGCCCGGUUCCCGCGCAUGCGCUCCAUCUCGAACCUGUUCCUCGCCUCGCUCGCCUCGGCCGACCUGCUCAUCGUGCUGCUCUGCGUGCCCGUCAAGUUCGGCCAGCUCUUCUCGUACACCUGGACGCUGGGCGAGGUCGGCUGCAAGCUGCUCCUCUACGUCCAGCACGUCUCCAUGAUCUGCUCCGUGCUCAACCUCACCUUCCUCAGCAUCGAGAGGUACUACGCAGUGAUCCACCCUGUCCGCUCCCGCUACCUGUGCACAUUCAGCCAAGCGAGGAGGGUGAUUAUCUUCAUCUGGAUCGCCGCCUUCCUCACGGCUCUGCCCAUCAUCUUCGUGCAGGUUCACGUGGAGAUGGGCGUCCACCGUCGCGCCUACUGGUGCAUGCGUGACGAGGCCAGUCCCGGAGCGUGGCGCUCCUUCGAGAUCUACAUGCUCAUCCUCGUGCUGUGCAUACCCACCCUGGUCAUGGGCUACGCUUACACGAAGAUCUGUGCCCAGCUCUGGAUGGUCGUUCGGGAGCGGGCCAGCCUCACCACGGGCACUUCGGUGGCUACCGAGAUGACCGAGAAGAAGCCCAAGAAGAAGACCACAUUCGCGCCCAACGGUGACCCAGCCGGCCUCAAGCCUUCACGAGCGGACGAGGACACCGUUCGUCAGGUGAUCAAGAUGCUGAUUCUAGUUGUGUGUCUGUUCGUGCUCUGUUGGGCCCCGAUCCUGAUCCUGAACGUGCUCACGGCGUUCGGCGGCGUCGCGACGCUCAACUACUCCUACCUGAAACCCCUGCGCACCUGUUUCCACCUGCUGUCGUACCUGAACAGCUGCGUCAACCCGCUCGUGUACGGCUUCAUGUCGCGCUCUUUCCGCGGUUCAUUCCGCGAAGCCCUGAUUGGCUGCAUGCACCCGGGUACGGCGACUCCGUGGCGCGGGGCCACGAUGCGCCUCAGCCGGACGCGCACCACGAGCGUCAGCAUGGGGCGAUCGGCCACCUACGUCACGUGACCCUGCCGGCAAAAGCCGGGCGCGGGUGUCGACGACGAGCCUGUCUGCUGCGUCCCGUGGAAAGGCAAAAAUCACACUGGCGUGGACACCUGAAGACCCAAAACCUGAUGGAGACCUAAAUUGACAGUCACAACGGAACGAUGACCAACCCGAUUGAUUGACGCCAGGCAUAAACGUGCGGGAGUGACGCGCUAGCCUCAUGAAAGGAAAUAGGCUCGCCCAUUGUUUUGUUGUAUGAACACUGUGAAGGCGGUAGUGCGAAUGGAAGUGGACAUACUGGUGACACUUCAGUGCGUAGUGGACGCUUGAAAGCAAAACGGACACUUCGGUGUACAGUGGACGCUUGAAAACACAGCAGACGCUUCAAAUAGUGAACGCUGGAAUACCGCCUUGACGUUUGAAUACACAGUGGACGCUUAAAAACACGAGUGAACGCUUGUAUACACGCUCGUAUACAAAACCGGAGUGAACACUUCAAUACAUCAUGGACGCUUGAAAACAGGGGUGAACGCUGGAGUACAUCCGGGACGCUUGAAAACGCAGUGGACGCUUGUAACAGCGAAGCGGACACGCUCGACUUCUGAAGACGAUCAGUAUGGCACUUUAUGAUCGUCGAAGAUAUCCAGAAAAAUAAUGAAGGGGAUACCUGUUUGGCUAAUGAUGACAACCUAACUUAAAAAUGAGAGACUUGAAAGCGAGGCUGACAUAUGCGGUCUUGGUAGUAGCCUUAAGUUGCAUAAUGAAUUUGUGAAAAGUUGAGAAAUAGCGGGUGGUAACUUUCCUAGCUACCGUCGACGCUUGACGGGAGCCUGCCGACGCUAGCUGGCGUAAUGAACGCCCGAAAUGUACGAAGUGCUCAUUCGAAGGACGCUCGUGGACCACGUCAACGAAGAAAGCGACAGCGUGACGCCAAGCGUGCAAUCAAGGCAAGGCAGGAUAGACCGCACCUAAUAGAACGACGGACUUUGAUGAUCUCAGGUGUUCCACAAGGGAAGGCUUCACAGGUCAGGGUGGUGUGUUGACGUUUAGUACGCCGGUGAAAACCUGCUACGGACAGUGCAGGCACAAUGACCGUCGAAACAAGGGAGGACUGCAGUGGACAGGGUGAACAGGGUCUUGAAGAUAGUGUACAGCUAAGAUGGACGUUGACUGGACGAAGCACUGACGCACACGUGUACAUCUGCUGGUUCCUCUGGCCAAAGGUCAGCAGGAACUCUGGAGCCCAUUACGGUAACUGUGAUGGGCGUGGUUCAGUGUUAAAUGGUAUAGCGAAUUACCGAUGCCAGUGCCAAAAUUAGUGCUCGUGUGUCUCAUGCUUUCCUUUUUUUCUUUUUUUGGCCAGUGACUGAACGAAUUCAUGUUGCAGAGCUCACCGUGCGCGGUUCGGUGAUAUGGAAUGACAUGUUGGCUGUGGAUCGUACACCAAUCGAUCACUUCGUUCCCAACGCUGGUUGGGCUACACGUGCGCAUAAAAGACACUGCUGUGACCCGAGGAUAGCCGAAAUACGUCAGUGGGAAUCGGUCUAUAUGCGGCAGAGUCGAAACCCGAAUAGUUACAAUAAGAGUUAUUUGUUUCCAGCUCACUAUCUCUAGAUCUUCUGUUUCAUAACUUUUGAGGCAUAGCCUUUUGCAAAUUAGAACAAGAAGUUAAAAGCUCCUAUCCAGGGACAAGCCCUAAUUUUCGUUUAAAAAAGAAAAAAAAAAGUAAUCGUUUACAGAUACCGGAUUUUUAUCAGCCCCUUUAUUGUAACGCCAAUGAUUCCAAACAUUUCAAACGAAAAUUGGUGACGUUGAAGGAAAGAACACGUGAAUAGCUUACCAUAUGGCUCGGAUUAGUUGUUGGAUAAAAUAAUAUGACGUGUAUGCUAUCACAGCGCAUAGGACCACAUAACACACACACGAGCACAUAGCGCGGGAUACAGAAGGUACGUGGGAAGAUGUUUUAAGACGUGUGUUCUUUGUAUUACUGUUUGUACUGUUCAACCGUGCUCAUUUGGGAAAAUACAACGACGACAGCCUAAAGAUGUAAACUCAAGCCACAAGCGUACAUUCUGUCUAUAGAUAUUCUUUAGAUUUUAUUCCGAAGAGUGUACAGUCAAGUACCGAACACGCCAAAGAUCGUGUUUAUGUCCCAUUUUUCUGGCAAUAUGAUAGAGAUUUAUGAAACUUGUUUGCCUAAAAUUAGUGUCUAACAUUAAGCCUUAUUGUUCUGUAAAAAGCAUAACCUGUUAUUAAUAGAUUACUGUCAUUGAUAUCGCGUUUCCUUUAAAAGUUGCAAACGAAUGAGCGCGCGUCACGACGCCUGAUUAAGAAGCAGCGUUCAUUUUAGUUUAAUCUCUUAAACAAAAUUUUGCAAAGUCACUUCUAAAUGCACACCUGGGGGCAAUAUAAACACCCAAUUUCCAAUAUAAAAGUGAAAACUUUAAUUAUCGCUUUUUUUUUUUUCAUGGCGGGCGCAAGUAGCGGUGCCUGGGCUCGUAAAAAAAUAAUAAUAAAAAAACACAAAUUCACGGAGCCAAAUGAAUUUACACGCAGAAUUCGACCUACUGUGGUGAGGAUACACCAUUCCAUGGAUGUACCCGCAGUCUUUCGCGACACACUUUAGCUGCGUGUUUAAAGUGUCGAGAAGUUGUUUGAGGCAAGGCAGAAUUUGCGAGGAAAACGAGGAGAAAAUGGGAAAAAAAACCCAUAAAUUUUACCUUGAAAGCACUCUUGGUUGGCUACCCUACAUUUCUUUUACAACU